AUGCCCUACGAGCGGAAAAUUAUAUUGAAUGGUUCCUGUGCCAAUGAUGAAGAAUGCAGUGACAUAAAGCAUGCCAAAUGUUCCAAAGAUAAACUGUGUGUCUGUAUAACAAAUAAUAUCCGGGUAAAUGAAACAUACUGCGCACCAGCGUUGAGAGCGUUUUGUUGGAAGGGCGAGAAAUGUGCAACUGAUAAUGCUUCUUGUAUUAAUAAUGAAUGUCAAUGCAAUGGAAAUUCUGUACAGCAAUCCACUGAUCAGUGCUUACCAAAGCUAUUAGGAUCAUCUUGUGAAACUAAUUCUGAUUGCGAAAGAGUUAAAUUUUCCAAAUGUUCAGCAACUAAAACUUGUAUAUGCUCAUUGAAUACACUUCCUAUUAAUGGAGCUUCAUGUGUACCAAUUUUAAAUGAUUUCUGCCAGACAAAUGACGACUGUAAAGUGGAAAAUUCUGAGUGUAUUAAAAACGUGUGUAAAUGCAAAGUAAUGUUCAAAACUAUUGCGAAUACCGAAUGUAAAGAACCACACGUAGGCAUGGCUUGUAGUGGAUAUUUGGAUUGUCACGACUUCAUCGUACAUUCAUUUUGUUCUAAAAAUAUGAAAUGUACUUGUAAAAAUGAUCAUGUCGCGAUAAAUGACAAGACUUGUGCACCAGCAAUGAACGUAACAUGCCGGGAUAAUGAAAUAUGUGCACCAGAAAACUCUAUUUGUACAAAUAAUAUAUGUCAAUGUGAACCAGAUUAUGUUUAUCGAGGAACUAAUUGUGUGCCAGAAUUUUUGGGAAUGCCUUGUAAAACAGAGAAAGAUUGUCAAGAAACUAGAUUUUCAACGUGUUCAGAUGAUAAUGUGUGUGUUUGCAAAUCAGAUUACAUUGAAUCCGGUUCAUCAACUUGCUUGCCACUCAUAGGUGGUAGAUGUAUUCAUCAUGAGAAUUGUGUCGUUAAAAAUUCCCAUUGUUCUUCCAAUGAAUGCAAAUGUAUACACAAUUAUGUUGCUCAUUCUAAUGACGUGUGUACACCACUGAUACUAGGAGGUUCUUGUGACAAUGACGAAGAUUGUGGGGACAUAAAGCAUUCUAAAUGUUCAAAAGACAAGCUUUGUACCUGUAUAUCAAGUUAUAUCUGGGUAAAUAAAACAUAUUGUGCACCAGCAUUGGGAUCAUAUUGUUGGAAGGAUGAAAAAUGUGCAACUGAUCAUGCUUCUUGCAUUGAUAAUGAAUGUAAAUGUAAUGAAAAUUCCAUACAACAGUCGAAUCAGUGCUCACCAAAACUAUUAGGUUCAUCCUGUAUAAGUCAUUCAGAUUGUAGAAGAGUUAAGUUUGCCAAAUGUUCGGCAGACAAACGUUGCAUAUGCUUACCAAACUCACGAGCUGUUGAUCGAACAUCAUGUGUACCAUUUUUGAAUGGAUUCUGUUUGACAGAACUUGAUUGCCUCGUUAGUAAUUCUGAGUGCUUUGACUUAAACUGUGAAUGCAAAUCAAAUUUCUUAACUGUUUCAAAUACGGAAUGUCGAGAACCACGCUUGGGCAUGACUUGUAGCGGAUUUUCGGAUUGUGAUAAUCUCAUAUUUCAUUCAAUAUGCUCUAAAAAUAAGACAUGUACUUGUGCUAAAAAUCAUUAUGCAAUAAGCAGUAAAGCGUGUGCACCAGGAUUCAACGAAGCAUGCUUCGAGUCUGAGCCAUGUGCACGAGACAAUUCUAUUUGUAUCGAUAAUAUAUGUCAAUGCAAACCUAAUUAUGUCUAUCAAGGAAUUAAAUGCGUGCCAGGGUUUUUAGAAAUGCCAUGUCAAACCGAGAGCGAUUGUCAAAGGAUAAAAUUUUCAACGUGUUCAGAUGAUGGAAUGUGUGUGUGCAAAUCAAAUUACACUAAAUCCAACUCAUCAACUUGCUUACCACUUAUAGAGGGUUACUGUACGAAAAAUGACGAUUGUGUGGCUUUAAAUUCUUACUGUCUUUUUAACAAAUGCCGCUGUAUAGAAAAUCACUUUGCUCACUCAAAUGAUCUAUGUACACCGAUGGUGUUCGAUGAUAUUUGUUCCGAAGAUUCUGACUGCAUUGAUAUUGGACGGAAGUGUUCUCGCAAUCGAAGAUGUAUUUGUAAAGAAAAUCAUAUUGUACUGAGUAGCACAAAGUGUGCACCUCUUUUAAAUGGUUAUUGUUCGAGUAAUAAAGAUUGCUAUGUAAAGAAUUCAAUUUGUGUUGAAAAUAGAUGUCAAUGUGAUUUUGAUCAUUUUUCUCAUUCUAAUUAUGAAUGUGAUCCAAUUACGCUGGGAAAACUGUGUUCAGCUGACAUAGAUUGUAAAAAUAUAAAAAAUUCAAGAUGUUCAUCAGAAAAUGUAUGUGUUUGUGAUGUGAAUUACUUUGCAGUCGAUAAAUUUUUUUGUGAACCGAUUUUAAAUGGAUUUUGUUCAAGUGAUAGCGACUGCUACUCUGAUUCAUUUCUCUGUAUUGAUAAUCAAUGUCAAUGUAAAAGUAAUUACACGGCAGUAUCCGUUGACAAAUGUAUUGAAACGAACUUGGUUAGUUCUUGUACUGAUGUCUCGGAAUGUAGUGAUUCAUGGCAUUCAACCUGUUCACUUGAAGGAAAAUGUGUUUGUGCAUUAAAUAAUAGAGCAUUCGGAACAUCAAUAUGUCUGCCGAUUUUAAACGGAUAUUGUUGGAAAGAUGAUCAGUGCAUGGCUGAAAGCUCUGUUUGCAUUAAUUAUCGGUGUCAUUGCAAACAAAAUUUUAUUGCCGUCGCUAAUAAUCUUUGCGUAUUAAAUAACUAA
Messenger RNA from Microplitis mediator, 2760 nucleotides. RefSeq names its product prion-like-(Q/N-rich) domain-bearing protein 25. Lineage: Eukaryota; Metazoa; Arthropoda; Insecta; Hymenoptera; Braconidae. The record is from RefSeq and is a predicted model, not a curated record. The transcript has 12 exons. The coding region runs from base 1 to 2760 and encodes 919 amino acids.